AAAUAUAUAUGGAAACCAACAGUUAGGAUAAAUGCGCUAGUGAGCCAUUUUCCCCUCAAGCCAGAACCGAUUUUCUAGUCCUUCACACAACGAGAUAGGAAUACGAGGCAACCAGUUAAUCAAAACUCUGCAUAACCUAUAAACUCAUUUAUGUUAGUUCCUUUCUUUCCUUCAAAACAGAUUUGUUUUGUUUGAACAUACGUUGCGAAACACUGGAAAAUGCCUUUAAUCAUAUUAACAGGUGUACCGUGUAGUGGGAAAACAACCCGAGCAGAUGAGCUAAAACUAUUCUUCGAGGAACAAGGCAAACAGGUGCAUAUUAUCAGCGAGUGUGAUCAAAUAGGGAAAGCUGGUUUUGAUAAAAACGACUUCUAUGCUGACUCCAACAAAGAAAAGCACAUUAGAGGGCUACUCAAAAGCGAAAUGCUCAAACUGAUUUCGCCUGCAAACGUUGUCAUUCUCGAUGCCCUGAACUACAUCAAAGGGUAUCGGUAUGAGUUAUUUUGUGGAACUAAAACGAACAGGAGCACCCAAUGCACCAUACAUACAGAAAUAAACAGAGAGCAAGCAUGGACUUUUAAUGAGAAUAGGCCGAAUGUACAAGAGAAGUAUAAUAGAGCGAUGUUUGAUGCUCUCGUGAUGAGAUACGAAGACCCAGAUGGCAAAAACAGAUGGGAUAGUCCCCUCUUUACUGUUUAUCCAGAAACAGACAUAGACAAACCAGCUAUUUAUUCCAGUCUGUUCAAAAAGGCCCCUCCGAAGCCAAACCUAUCCACUCAAAAUGCCCCUUUAAGCUCCACCAAUUACCUGUAUGACUUGGAUCGGAUCACUAAAAGCAUUACUGAUCUUCUUAUAGCGGCUAAAAACAAUGGUACUGAAGGACAGUUGGCAGUUCCUGGAAGUACUGAAUCUAUGGAUGUUCCUCAAGUCAGUGUGCAUCAGCUGGUGUUGUUGAGGAGGCAGUACAUCACCUACUCAAAAAUGCAUACGCCUGAUGUGGACAGAAUUCCCGACUUGUUUGUACAGUAUUUAAGAACUAGUUUACAACAGAGUUAG
Molecule: messenger RNA, 1056 nt
Organism: Dendroctonus ponderosae (mountain pine beetle)
Lineage: Eukaryota; Metazoa; Arthropoda; Insecta; Coleoptera; Curculionidae
Product: protein KTI12 homolog
Exons: 2
Coding region: 220-1056 (278 amino acids)
Source: RefSeq, a predicted model, not a curated record